Molecule: messenger RNA, 1851 nt
Organism: Paramecium tetraurelia
Lineage: Eukaryota; Ciliophora; Oligohymenophorea; Peniculida; Parameciidae
Exons: 4
Biological process (GO): reciprocal meiotic recombination
Cellular component (GO): nucleus
Molecular function (GO): double-stranded DNA binding
Source: RefSeq, a predicted model, not a curated record
AUGUUCAAAUAUCAAAAAAGAGAAGCAUAAUUCUGCAAGAAUACUUCCAGAAAUUUGUUCACAAAGCUGGAUUAUUUUGCUUAGCGUCCCUAAUUCUAAGUUUUAAAAAAGACUUCAUUUAGUACAGCUUUUGGUUACUUACUCACGAUUAUGCUAUCAACGAUUUGUGUAUUCUAUCUAUAUAUAUAAAUGGAUGAACUCACAAAGUAAUCUAAUCCGUAAGUCAUCAUUUCAGAUAAUCAACCCCUAAACACUCCAGUAAUAUACUUAUCCAGAAGCAACUUCACUUUUGUAAUUAGUAUUACAAAUGCUCUCAUACAAUCUUUCGAUAAAAAUUUGAAAUAUUAUAAUCUGACUGUCAAUCAAUGUCACAGAUAAAGAAGCUAUGACGAAGUAAACAGUAAGGCGAAUGUCACAUUAGAGUGUUUUAAUUACAUGAUAGAACCAUGUAAUUUGGAGAGGCAUUUUGUAACAGAUUUGUAAAAAACUUAUUUCCAGAAGUUUAAAUUAUCAACUAUGUAUUGUCUAAAUCCUGAAUAAUGGGAUCAACGACCAAUAUAACUUUAAGGUCAUUCAUAAAGUGAUAACUUUUAAUUUAUAACGAUUAACGUAAAUCUCUGCAAAAACAGUACUUCUUACAAGGAAUGCAGCCCAAUGGAAGAAAUUUAAAAGGGACUUGUAAGUUCUUACUAUGCAAUAUAUAUGUCGGAUGUCCUAAUUAAAAUGUAAAAUCCUGGAAGACCCUACGAUGAUGUAAUCACAAUUUAAAAUACUUAAUUUUCUUACGCCAAAUCCCAACAACUGCAUUCUCUGUUUAAGAUAGCCAACACUUAAACUGAUGUUGGUUUGAUCAAUAAAGAUGUGUAAGUUGAUGAAACUAUUUUAUAAUCUGCAACAAAAGAAUACUCUGAGUCAUAUAAUGGAUACUAUUUAGCUAACAAUAUUCUAUAUUUAGAUUAAAGGGAAACCAUAUACUACAGAUCGUAUAUUAAACUGCAAACAAUUUUGGGUAAUGUCGGUGGUUUGUGGUAGAUCAUCUCUUUAGUGAUUUCAGCUUUCUUUGGACCUAUCUUAUUUACAUACAUGAAUCUAUCACUUGUAAGCAAGUUCUUCAGAAUCGAAGGCAAUCAAACUAAGAAUUUAUUUGAUAAAAAGAUAAUAAAGGAUGAUGAAAUAAAGGAGAUUAACAUGAUGGCUUCAGAUUAAUAAACUAAGAAUUUAUCAAUAAUUCAAAACAGUGAUCAAACUAAAUUAAAAUAGUAUCUUAAGAAAAAGAAGAAUCCUAUAAGUAUCUCUUUUAAGGAUGCAUUGCUGAUGCAUCUGGGAUGCUUAGGGAACAAUUAAAAAAUAUAUCGAUUUGCUAUUUAAAAGAUAAUGAUGAAAUUGGAUGUGGCAUACAUCAUUAAAAAAUUGCAUGAAAUUGAUAAACUCAAAAGUAUUUUGAUGACAAAUGAAUAGGUAAAGCUCUUUAAUUAUAUUCCUAAACCAUUAAUACCAACGGAUAUCUUUGAUAUUGGAUUUAAAAAAUAAUACACUCCUAAUUCUAAUUAAGCAGAAUCUAUCUCCAUUUUUGAAGAGGAGAAAACGGAAAUUUAAAAGUUGGAGGAUUCAUUCCAUGCUUAUUAGAAAAUUAGAUAAAAAGAUAAUCCAUCUGAUCUAGAUUAAACUAUUAUAGGCCAGAUGGAUGAAGAAAUUAAAGCCUAUUUCGAAUGUAUGAUGAAGAAAUAAAGUGGACUUAUGUAUCCUUUUUCUCCGAGAUGUGAUUCAAUACCUUAAAGUCAAAGAGAGGAGGAAAAUCUAAUAAUAAAUUAAGAACCGUAAGCAGGAAAAGUAUUAACAAGAAAGAAAUGA